AUCUCAUCUGCUGGGAGUCAAAACACGGAGGCAACAUCCUGCAUCUAGCCUCUUCCUGAGGUAACCGUUGCUGCCUAAUUGGGGGCCAGACGUGAGCGCAGGAUGAGGUGUGUCUGUUUGCGUGUCCUGGUGGCUCUGGGCUCCAUUGCCCUGACCUAUGCCAUUGGUGGUGACAUGUGUGUGUCGGGUCACGACAGCGGGCCGGUGUUCGAGGAGCAGCCGGUGGGCAUGAUCUACCCUGAGGGCCUGACGGAGGGCAAGGUGACGCUCAGCUGCCAGGCCAGGGCCAGCCCGGCCGCCUACUACAGGUGGCAGGUGAACGGCACGGAUGUGGUGAUUGGUCCUGAGUCACGCUACACGUUGGUGGCAGGCAACCUUGUCAUCACCAACCCAGAGCACGAGCACGAUGCUGGCUCCUACCAGUGUCUGGCAUACAACCGCUGUGGAACCAUCAUCAGCCGGGCCGCCAACCUCAAAUUUGGCUACCUGCAUGAUUUCCCGCCUCAGAACAGGACUCCACAGACUGCCCAAGAAGGCACCGGCACCACGCUGGCCUGUCAGGCUCCUCCCCAUUACCCUGCCCUCUCCUACCGUUGGUUCCUCAACGAGUUCCCCAGUUUCCUGCGCUCGGACGACGGGCGCAUGUUCGUCUCCAAGGUGACGGGAGACCUGCACGUGGCCAAGGCUCUGGCCAACGACACUGGCAACUACUUUUGCUUCACCACCAUCAACACCGACAUCAGCACCAAGAGCAUCUUCAGCAAGCCUGUGGCCCUGACCGUGCAGCCCGAUGCCAACCCUAAGAAGUCGGCCCCCAAGAUCCGUGUCCGGUUCCCCGCUGAGACGUAUGCGCUGGCUGGACACACCACUCAGCUGGAGUGCUUCGCCUACGGCAAUCCGAUUCCUAAGCUGCGCUGGAGGAAAGUGGAUGGCGUGCUGCCUGUGAAAGCCCUGGUGAGCUCCGAGGGGCCUGUCCUCUCCCUGCCCGAGCUUGGGUUCGAGGAUGAGGGCAUGUACGAGUGCGAAGCCUACAACUCGGAGGGCAGAGACACCUACCAGGGACGCAUCACUGUGCAAGCCCAGCCAGAGUGGCUGCAGGUGAUGAGUGAUUCUGAGGUGGAGAUCAGCUCCGAGCUGCAGUGGAGCUGCCUGGCAGCUGGGAAACCCCGCCCCUCCAUACGCUGGUACCGCAACGGACAGCCACUCAGCACACAGGCCAGGGUUCAGGUGAAUAACGGGAAGCUGAAGAUCAGCAACCUGGCCCUGGAGGACUCUGGGAUGUACCAGUGUGUGGCCGAGAACAAGCACGGCACCAUCUACUCCAACGCUGAGCUCAGGGUCCAAGUCCAGGGCCCAGACUUUCGUCUGAACCCGGUGCGUAAGCUGGUGCCGGCGGCGCGAGGUGGGCAGGUGCGAAUCGAGUGUAAGCCGCGCGCCGCCCCCAAGCCCACACUCUUCUGGAGCCGCGGCACUGAGCUGCUCGUCAACAGCAGCAGGGUGACUGUCACUCCAGAUGGCGUGCUGUGGAUCUACAAUAUCAGCCGUGCUGAUGAGGGCAAAUACACCUGCUUUGCCGAAAACUCACUGGGGAAAGCCAACAGCACUGGACACCUUUCUGUGCGAGAUGCCACCAAGAUCACCCUGGCGCCAUCCAAUGCGGACAUCAACCAGGGUGAGAAUGUGACGCUGCAGUGCCACGCCUCUCAUGACCCCACUAUGGACCUGACCUUCACCUGGUCCCUCAACGGAGUGCCCCUGGACCUGGAGGACAGAACUGGACACUAUCUGCGGCUGGAGGGGAAAGAAACCAUCGGUGACUUGGUGAUUGUGAACGGGCAGUUGAACCAUGCUGGAACCUACAUAUGUUCAGCACAGACUGUUGUGGAUACAGCCACUGCUUCAGCCAAGCUGGUGGUCCGAGGCCCCCCUGGCCCUCCAGGAGGUCUGGUGGUGAAGAGUGUGACGGAGUCGACCGUGGAGCUACGCUGGAGUCGCGGCUAUGAUAACCACAGCCCCAUUGGCAAGUACAUCAUCAUGGGUCGCUCCGAGCCCUCGGGCUCCUGGAAGAAGAUGAGAACAGAGCCGCACAACAUUGAGGGGAACGCUGAGACGGCGCGUGUGAUUGGUCUGCGCCCCUGGAUGGACUACGAGUUCCAGGUCAUCGCCAGCAACAUCCUGGGCAGCGGAGAGCCCAGCAUGCCCUCCCACCCCAUCCAGACCAAGCAGGCAGCUCCCACGGUGGCUCCCAGUGGACUAGGAGGCGGAGGGGGAGAUCGCAAUGAGCUCAUCAUCAACUGGACGCCCAUGGCGAGAGAGUACCAGAACGGAGAUGACUUUGGCUACGUCCUACACUUCCGGCAGCGUGAGGCAGAGGCCUGGAUGAUGGUUCGGGUGCCGGGGGUGGAGUCGUCCCGCUUCGUCUACACCAACCAGACGCUGGCGCCGUACAGUCCCUUCGAGGUGAAGAUCAAGGCCUACAACAGCAUGGGAGAGGGACCCUUCAGCCAGGUGGCCCAGGUCUACUCCGCAGAGGAAGAGCCCACAGAGUCUCCUCGUAGGGUGAAUGCUGAGGCCCUGUCUGCAUUUGAGAUGAGAGUUUCCUGGGACCCUGUGCAGCAGCAGCAGCCCACUAAUGGCAUCCUGAGGGGCUAUGAGAUCCGGUACUGGCGGCAGCAUGAGCGGGAGGCGGCAGCUGACCGUGUGCGUACGGCCGGGCUGGAGACCAGCGCCCGAGUGGCUGGCCUGAGGCCCAGCACCCUCUACCACGUGGUCGUGCUGGCCUACAACAGCGCCGGCACUGGCCCACAGUCCCCACGGACCACCGUCAUCACACGCAAACCACCCCCAAACCGUCCCCCUAGCAACAUCUCCUGGAAGACAGAUGCAUCGUGGGUAACGGUGAGAUGGGAUCCAGUGACAGCCAUGGACAAUGAAUCAGCAGUGUUGGGCUAUAAGGUCCUUUAUAAACACGAAGGGCAGUCUGCACUGAAGGUACUGGACAAAGGUCAGACGUCAGUGAAGCUUCCGCUGCCCAAAGAUAACGGGUACGUGGUCCUGGAGGUGCGGUCGUGGGGAGAUGGUGGAGACGGCGCUGCCCAUGAGACUAUCGUGUCCCGGGACUCAGGAACUGGGAUGAUGGUACAGAACAGAGCAGGUCUUUCUAUCACCCACAACAGCGUUGUUCUGAUCACAGCAGCAUUGUGCAGACUAUUUGUCGCUGUCUUUGUAGAACAGUGAUAUCCACCGAUUUCUUCAGCUGCCUAUUUUUAUUUUUUCUGUAUGUCACCCCUUCACCUGUCUCAAGUCUUCAGCUUCUACUCCUGCACCUUGACUAGCAAUGUCAAGAAAAUGAACGCAAAUAUGCUGUUGUUUUUUGGACCAAGCGAUCCAAACAAAGGUGACAAUUGGGUGGUUUUUAUUCCUUUUUCUACAUAACAGAAAAUAAAACAAACAAAAAAUCUAGACAUAGGAAUGACAGUAUAUGUGGGUUCAAGCUGAAGUUGGCUUUCAUUGUGCACUGGUUAUUGUGUCUGUAGAAAUACUUGCCUUAUGGAACACCAACCAGGUGUGUGUGUGCGUGUGCAUAUGUGUGUGCGUGUGUGUGUGUUUUUUUCAUCUACCACUGUUUCCUCACAUUCUUGAUUGUCCUCUCUUUCACAACACACCUUUCUUUCAUCCAGAUACGAUACAAUUCUGGAGAUGGAUAACACCGUAAUAAAGUCAGUCUUGUCCCAAUGAUGUUGAAAUCAUAUACCCACCCCACUUUGUCAGAGCCUCAAAUGAAAAAGUACAGUUGAUUACAUUCUCUCAUUAUCAAAUCAGUGCAACAUUCACUGUUUGUAUUGUUUAUAUUUAUUAACUGUUUAUACUGUAAUUAUGUUUUUCUAUGUGAUACAUGACACAGGACGUAUGGAGACUUCAGUAUUUUCCAAGAUGCGUUAGGUGGACCAGGCUAUUUGGAGUCCUCCAAUUCAGUAACAUUGUUCAGACUGUUGCAUGUUAUGUAACCCUAUUACAGUAAAUGACGCUUGCUUACGCCCACCACCACAGGUGUACGAUGACAAAAAGCACCUGUUUGGAAGACUUUCUUUU
Engraulis encrasicolus (European anchovy) is the source of this 4092-nucleotide messenger RNA. RefSeq names its product contactin 2 (gene cntn2). The record is from RefSeq and is a predicted model, not a curated record. NCBI's taxonomy places the organism in Eukaryota, Metazoa, Chordata, Actinopteri, Clupeiformes, Engraulidae. Gene Ontology annotation, cellular component: axon; plasma membrane. Gene Ontology annotation, biological process: axon guidance; brain development; cell-cell adhesion. Gene Ontology annotation, molecular function: cell-cell adhesion mediator activity. Bases 103 to 3237 code for a protein of 1044 amino acids. The transcript has 23 exons.